Polypterus senegalus (gray bichir) is the source of this 1463-nucleotide messenger RNA. Its product is annotated as polycomb group RING finger protein 5-B. Gene Ontology annotation, biological process: regulation of transcription by RNA polymerase II. Lineage: Eukaryota; Metazoa; Chordata; Cladistia; Polypteriformes; Polypteridae. The record is from RefSeq and is a predicted model, not a curated record. Gene Ontology annotation, cellular component: PRC1 complex. Bases 583 to 1287 code for a protein of 234 amino acids. The transcript has 9 exons.
CAUUGUCGUGCGGAUUUAAAGCGGCGUGACAGGGCUGCGUUGCCGCGGCAGAGCGCUGCGUUCUUAGACCUGCAAUCGCCUUUUCUCUGGAAGCCUCUGUUGAUACAGUUACUGUAGUAGUUGGUAAUUGAAGGCUGCGCCCUAGUUUGUGUCCAAUCAGAGAGUAUGUGCUGUGGAAUGAAUAAGGCAGCAAUGCGUAAACAAGCGCCGGGAAACUCCUCCGCCCCUUUCUCGAUGAGUCUCGCACUGUGAAGCUAGUUCCGUAUUCUCCACUACUUUAUAAUACAACAUCAUUCACUCACAGUAACAACCCUGAGAAUAUACAGUAGUGAAUUUACAGCCGAGCCCCACGGCCAUGGCCUCUUCAAAAUAAAAAACACAAGAAAGGUAGCUUUCUACUGAUUUUUUGACCUUCUGUUUUGAAGAAUGCAUUACUCACUAGAUGAAGACUUCAUUGACAUGAGGCUAAUGCUGGGAAUACCCUGGCUACGUACUGUAGCACAGCAGUUUCUGUGAUUCUCUGUCACACUAGUCAAAUCAUCUUCCAACCUGAAGGGUCUACUGGUCUUAUUAAGGCUAGACAUGGCCACUCAGAGGAAACAUUUGGUCAGAGAUUUUAACCACUACAUCACCUGUUACAUCUGUAAGGGAUACCUUAUCAAGCCCACCACAGUGACCGAGUGUCUUCACACUUUUUGCAAAAGCUGCAUUGUCCAACACUUUGAAGAUAGUAAUGACUGUCCCAAAUGUGGCAUCCAAGUUCAUGAAACAAAUCCUUUAGAAAUGUUAAGGCUUGACAACACAUUAGAAGAGAUUAUAUUUAAACUGGUGCCUGGACUCAGAGAAAAGGAGCAAGAACAAGAAACAGAAUUCUGGAGGAAGAACAAAUCAAAAGAAAAUGAAGAUGAUGGUCCAAGGACAAAAAGACCCAGAAUGGAGGAGGACGAUGAUGAAGAUGGAGACCAAGAUUACCACAGAAGUGAUCCUCAAAUUGCUAUCUGCCUUGACUGCUUACGUAACAAUGGUCAAUCUGGAGAAAACAUUGUGAAGGGCUUAAUGAAGAAAUUUAUACGCUGCUCAACCCGAGUAACAGUUGGAACAAUAAAAAAAUUCCUUAGUUUGAAGUUAAAACUUCCAAGUUCUUAUGAGCUUGACGUACUAUGCAAUGGUGAGAUCAUGGGAAAAGAUCAUACCAUGGAAUUCAUUUAUAUGACAAGGUGGCGACUUCGUGGGGAGAAUUCCUAUCCAAUGGUACUGCAGUAUCGGCAGCGGAUUGACUUUGGAUAAAUUUAGAAGAACACAAAGUGAGUUUGCUAAGAGGACUGCUGCACUAACCGUUAAACCCAUCGACAGAUUGCGCAAUGAAUGGAUGUGCCUGAUCCAGGGACACAAAAGCAUUCUUCGUUUUGUUCUGCAUGCAGAUCGAACCUUGUUCUUGUUUCAUCUCUUUAUUCUGUUUCCUU